GAAUUUUGUAACCAAAACAACUACUUUCGUUAACAUAAUCAGGCAUUUCUUGCCAAAAUGAGAACUUCUGUUUCUUCCAUUAUCAACCUGGGUCUUUUGACUCUGGUUGCCGCUCAAAGCUCGAAUUCCGUUGCUACAUCUUGCGUCUCCUCCUACCAACUGUGUUUGAAUAACGGCGGAGCCGACAAUACAUGCCAAUCCGACAACGCAAAGUGCAAAAAUGUAUGCGCCGAUAACUAUGGAUCGUGCCUUUCGUCGUCGUCAGAUACAUCAUCAUGCAUGAAAACCUAUAAUCUUUGCUUGGACGACUUCACCAUAUUCACCACACCAGAAGAUUCGGCCGGAAAGGAUUGUGCAUCUCUUUUCUCGGCUUGUCACGACUCGGGAGAGGCAGAUAAUACUUGCAAUAGCUAUGCAGCUCAAUGCAAGGACAAAUGCAGCACAAUUUAUGCCACGGCCCUCACUAGUGGAUCUCCAGACUCAUCGGCAGCCAGCACGCAAUACAACAACUGUCUCGAUUCUUUCAGUGUGUUCUCUACUAGAGAAUCUUCAUCGAAUCUCGAUUGUGUAUCUCAAUUCUCGGCCUGCAGAGCCAAUGGCACCGCCGAUAACACAUGUAAUUCUUACACAGCACAGUGUAAAGACAAGUGCAGUGCGAUUUAUGGGAUCUGCCUUAGCAGUGGAAGCGCCGAUGACUCGUUGUGCAUGAAUCAGUAUAACAACUGCUUAGACUCCUUCACUGCUUCAACUGCUCUAGAUUGUGUUAGCAGUUUCACAUCAUGCCGAAAUGAAGGCGGCGAAUCGAAUACAUGUGCUUCUGAAUCAGCAACUUGCAAGAACGACGCCAGCAUCAACUAUUCUACAUGUCUUUCUAGCGGUCAAGCUGAUGAAUCAGCAUGCUUGGAACAAUACGAUUCAGCUCUCGUCCAGUUCAACACUACCACCUUGUUGAGUAACACCGACUGUGUUUCUAGGUUCACCGAAUGUGAAAAUGACGGGAAUGAAGACAGUUUAUGUCAAAGCAAUAACGCCGAUUGCAAGACCGAUUGUUCCACAUCAUAUUCCACUUGUCUCAGUUCAGGUGACCCAGCUCUUUACGCUCCUUGCAUGGAACAAUACAAUACCUGUCUUGUGACUUUUACCUGGACAACCAACACUACCACUACUGGCCAGGAUUGUGUUUCCAAGUAUAUGUCAUCUACCGGAGAGGACAAUGCUCGCAAUGCUGAGGCAGCUCAAUGCAAAUCUGCGUGCUCCACAAGCUACUCAACCUGUCUGAGUUCCGGCGACGAAUCCCUCGAAGCGCCAUGUCUUAUGCAAUAUAACUCAUGCCUUGUCAACUUCAAUUCCGCCACUACGACCCCCGAUUGUGCUUCAAGUCUUCUUCUUUGCGACGAUGCUUCAAACACCUGCGCUGCCGAUGCAGCCAGCUGCAAAAACACGUGCUCCGUGGCUCUCGAUAUCUGUCAAAGUUCUGGAGAUUCCGCCCUUACCGCAGGUUGUCAAAAACAAUAUCAGUCUUGCCUUGUUUCUUUCACUGCUGCUACUGCUGCUAUUGGAGAGGAUUGUGUAGCUUCUUUUACUGAAUGUAGAAAUGAUGGAGGGGCUGACAAUACUUGUUCUUCGGAAAUGGCCAGUUGCAAAAACAAGUGCAGCUCCGUUUACGAUAUCACCGGUACUUCCGCUGACAACUCAACCAUUACUGCAUCCCAAGCUCUUCGACUCUACGAUUCUUGUCUCGUAUCUUUCUCCUCCAACGAAACCACUUCUGCCGGCCAAGAUUGCUCUUCCAAAUACUACGCCUGCUCACUAGCUGGCCUCGAAGCUCCAAACGUCUGCAACUCCGACUAUGCAACCUGUAAAAACGACUGCGCAGUCAUUCUCGAUACGUGCCGCAGUUCCGGAGACGAAUCUCUCGUGAGUAUGUGUGAUAGUUUGUACAACGGCUGCUUGGAUCCUGCUACGAGUAGCAAUAUUACCACGAAUGCAACCGUCGCGAUUAAUGCUACAGCAACUUAUGUCUUGCCUACCAAAUCCGCUUUCUUCAAUUUGACCGGCGCAUACUCAACAAUUGUCAGUAAAGCGAGUACUGCGACUGCUAGUGCGUUUGUUAGUGGGGUUCCAACGAGUGCGACAAAUGGUACUGGAUAUUACACCCAAACUACUUCCUUUUCAAAAACAGCUGUUACGACGACAAGUAGUGUAGUUACUUCUGGAUCGGCUCUUCCUUCUGCUAUCGAAUCGGCUGUUUAUUCAAAUGGCACAUCUGGCAAUGAGGCAUCUGAGACUAUCUCAAGUAUUCCAUCAACAUCCACUGCGACGAUCUCUACCGGUAUCAGUUCAGGAAAUUCUCUGCCAACGGUUACUCUUUCCGCCAGCUAUGCAUUGAGCAAUGCCACCUCCACAUCAAACAGCGUUGUUUUUGUGAGCACUACUUCCGAGUCUGCCAUCACGAUCGAGACUGGGAAAUCAAGUGCGGUAGACAGAGCGGUUGAAGGGAACACUAGCGAUGAAGGUGCUGAUGAUGAUGCAUGCGAGACCUAAAUCUAUAGAUUGAUGCUCACUAUGGCAUAUGUAAUAUUUUAUGAGGGCUAUGAAAUGAAGGAUAUGGUGAAAUUAUGUAUUCA
Molecule: messenger RNA, 2627 nt
Organism: Botrytis cinerea B05.10
Lineage: Eukaryota; Fungi; Ascomycota; Leotiomycetes; Helotiales; Sclerotiniaceae
Exons: 8
Coding region: 58-2544 (828 amino acids)
Source: RefSeq, a predicted model, not a curated record